Lecanosticta acicola is the source of this 576-nucleotide messenger RNA. NCBI's taxonomy places the organism in Eukaryota, Fungi, Ascomycota, Dothideomycetes, Mycosphaerellales, Mycosphaerellaceae. The record is from the annotation of a GenBank genome assembly.
AUGGCGCCCAUCACCACACACUCGACCGAAGAGACGCAUGCAGCGCUGCUCGAUACGCUGGACAUGCACAAGAUCCACAAGCCGUUCCGCAACCCCAACUGGAAGCCGCCGCAACGACGCAACAAGAAUCUCAAACAGAUACUGUCGGAAGCCCAGCGCGCCCAGCAGAGCCUCCUCAACACUCAGCAGAACUCGGGCGCGAGUACGCCGCAGCCUGCGACCGAAGGCACCAAUCCUCCUUCCCUCAACCCGAACCCAGAGAAAGCAAGUCAGGACUUGGGACGAUUAGUACUGGAGAAGAACGCGAAGCAAAGCAACGGCAUCGCAACGCCCAAUCCUGCUGCGGCAUCAUCAGGCAUCGGGCCCAGCGUCACGUAUACCAGCAUUUCUGCUGCACCGAGUCUGAAGCCCAAGAAGAAGUACUGCGAUAUCACCGGUCUGCCAGCCAAGUACAAGGAUCCAAAAUCAGGGCUGUACUACUACAACGCGGAGAUCUAUGUUGUGGUGAAGAACCUGAGCACGACGCAAGUGCAGGAGUAUCUUGCCACUCGAGGAGCGAAUACUGUAUUGAAGUGA